AUGGUGUUCUUCAGCCACAUGGAGAUGCUGUUCCUCAGCAUGAUCGCCGCCGUAACAAUCGCUGGCCUGCUGAUUGGCGCCGUGGAGCCUCAUCUGCCCGCCUUCCUGGCGCAGUCCUUCCGCUAUGGGAAGCACUCGCUCAAGGAGGGUCGCAAUGCGCUGGUGGCGCGUCUGGAAGUGCCCAAAUCCUCCUUCCGCCACUUCUACGUCUUCGCCCUGCUCUGGUCGGCGGCCGCUCUCUAUCUCGUGCUGCGCACCUGCGUGGCCGGGAAGCCAGCGCCAGAGGCGGUCAUCGCCUUCCUGGACUUGCUCUGCGGCAAGAGGAGAACCGAGAAGAGCAAUGCCCUCGAGACGCUCCUGGCCACUGUAUGCCUGUUUGCUCAGUGCAGCCGCCGCUUCUGGGAGACGCACUUCCUGCAGAUCUUCUCGCGCUCCAGUCGCAUCAACAUUGCACACUACCUCGUGGGCUACGUGCACUACUUCGGCGCCCUCGUGGUCAUCCUGGGCCAUGCGCAGGGCUUCGUCACGGCGUCCGCGAGCACCGUGACGCGCGAUCAGCUCUCCUGGCGCCUCUGGCUGGCCGGUGGCGCGUUUGCCUUCGCAUGGUGGCAACAGUGGCGCUCAAAUGUAAUCCUGGCGCGCCUUCGGAUGGACGCCAAGGGAAAUGUGGUGACAGAGAAGCACUUGAUGCCCAGCGGUGGAUUCUUCGACAUCGUCUCCUCGCCGCACAUGAUGUUCGAGUGCCUGAUGUACGCUUCGCUGGCGCCCCUCAUGCUGGGCAACACGGCGUGGCUGCUGGUCUGCAUCUGGGUGAUCGCGAAUCAGGCGCAAGUGGCGCACUUGACGCACAUCUGGUACAGGGAAACCUUCCCAGACUAUCCGAGACAGAGGCGAGCUCUCUUCCCGGGAAUCUUCUGAACACUGAGAGAGGAUUAAGAGUCUCGAUUUU
Phlebotomus argentipes is the source of this 949-nucleotide messenger RNA. RefSeq names its product polyprenol reductase. The coding region runs from base 1 to 918 and encodes 305 amino acids. The record is from RefSeq and is a predicted model, not a curated record. The transcript is spliced from 2 exons. Gene Ontology annotation, cellular component: endoplasmic reticulum. NCBI's taxonomy places the organism in Eukaryota, Metazoa, Arthropoda, Insecta, Diptera, Psychodidae. Gene Ontology annotation, biological process: polyprenol catabolic process; dolichol-linked oligosaccharide biosynthetic process. Gene Ontology annotation, molecular function: 3-oxo-5-alpha-steroid 4-dehydrogenase activity.